CUCCUUCUUCUCCCUCCACAGUUCCUUUCGACUUGGCACGUUUGAACAUUCCUUCGAUAGUUGACUGGUGUCGAGUCGAGCCACCUCACAUCCUGUUUCCUCACUACCCAGUCGACGUAUAUAUAUCCCCCAUACGUGAUUCCCCACACUCUUUCUACGAUGUCUAUGCUUGUUUUGAAUGCAGAUGUUUAUAAUGGUUAUGACCCCUCCGGUUCGAAUGUCGUUACGCUCAUUGAUACCUAGCCAUGAACAUGAGGAUGCAUCUUUUGGAAAUUCUGUUUUUACUCAGCUUGAAUGUUUUGCAUGUUAUUCUUCCCCAAUGUCUUUAUUUCCUGCUGCUAUCUGGAAGGACCCUCCAGUCGAUUCAAUGAUUUGCUUGGUAAUUCGCUUGAGCUCUUUGCUUUUUUUUUUUCUGUUUUUUGGGUCACUUGCAAAUCUGAAUGGAUGUUUCUCUAUUGGGUUGCUGUUUUGCGAAUAUUAAAACCUAAUAUGCUUAAUUUGGAAUAUGUUAA
This is a messenger RNA of Aspergillus fijiensis CBS 313.89, 512 nucleotides long. RefSeq lists its product as uncharacterized. Lineage: Eukaryota; Fungi; Ascomycota; Eurotiomycetes; Eurotiales; Aspergillaceae. The record is from RefSeq and is a predicted model, not a curated record. The transcript has a single exon. The coding region runs from base 179 to 481 and encodes 100 amino acids.